Zea mays is the source of this 1253-nucleotide messenger RNA. Its product is annotated as nitrate-induced NOI protein. Lineage: Eukaryota; Viridiplantae; Streptophyta; Magnoliopsida; Poales; Poaceae. Gene Ontology annotation, cellular component: plasma membrane. The transcript is spliced from 5 exons. The record is from RefSeq and is a predicted model, not a curated record. The coding region runs from base 259 to 978 and encodes 239 amino acids.
GGCACCGGAGGAGGGAGUAAAGGCGACAGGCAGGUGCGAGCCGUGAAGGACGGGAGCGAGCAGUGACCACUGCGCCACAUUCAGACCACACCACCCACCGCAAUCAGGAGCGGAGCCAAGGAAGGAGGGGGCAGCGGGCGGCGACGAAGCAGCGGCAAUCCGACGGCGCGGCGGGGAGGGGGUGAGGCGGCGCCCUGAGCCGUAAAGGAGCCGGCUUUCGUAGCUCUUCCUGGGAGUGACCUUCUCCGACGAAACGAAAUGGCCCAUCAAGGACCAGGAGUGCCUAAGUUUGGAAGUUGGGAGGAUGAGGGCGAUCACCCCUACACACAGUACUUCGAAAACGCUCGUAAGGGCAAAUCUCCAGGCAGAUCUGCUACUCAGAACGAGCACAGAACUGGAGAUCCGGAAGCGCUCUUCAAAGAAGACACGACGCCAUCUGCUAAAGCUUCUCCCCUGCGGACUGGGUCGGAGGAUCCUGUGGCGCCAAAGCCCAAGGACGCGGCCUUUGCUCGAGGCAAGCCGUAUGCUGAGCCAGCAACCCAUAAACACGGUGCUAAUACCAGCUAUGAAAGAAAAACCGGCAUGGAGAGAUCGCCUCUGCAUCCUCACCACCAAGCAAGGCUCGUAAACAGAGGAGGUGUUUCGUCUCCUUCAUGGGAACGCAGGGGUUCGUCCGAAGGAAACCGUGGAGCUGCGCCCACCACACCUGGGAGGUCGUCCAAGAUGAGGCCAGGCGGCCGUGGAGACGAGACGCCUGAGAGAGGAUCUGCCGUGCCCAAGUUUGGAGAAUGGGACGAGAAAGAUCCCUCCACAGGUGAAGGCUUCACCGACAUAUUUAACAAGGUGAGGGAGGAGAAGCAGUCCGGCGAUGCUCCUGUCAUCACCAGCGGCAACGCAGGUGGUGGUUAUAGCCGCUCCAACCAAGGCCGCAAAUACGAAUCUUCAGCUUGCUCAUGCUUCAGUUGGUUCAGGAACUGAUGCUUCCUUGCAUGGUUGCUGAUGCUUCUGCUGGUUCAGCAGCUGAUAGGUGCCGUUGAAGAUUUGGAUGAACCAGUGCCGAUCGUAUCAUUUUCACAUGAGCUGUAGUCCCAUCGUGUUCUCCCUGUUGUGAUGCUGUGUGGUAGCAGGACGUGCCAGAACUUGACUUUGAGAAGCUGAGGUUCAGUAGUUUGAGCUGUUUUUGCAACAUGCGGUUUGUUUCUCCAUAGAAUAGAAUCCUUAAAUCAACAUCCUCCCUCACAAGAAUCCUGAAA